Messenger RNA from Iphiclides podalirius (scarce swallowtail), 2361 nucleotides. NCBI's taxonomy places the organism in Eukaryota, Metazoa, Arthropoda, Insecta, Lepidoptera, Papilionidae. The record is from the annotation of a GenBank genome assembly.
AUGGAGUUUCAAGAAAAAAACGUGCUCACUUGCGAAAGUAAAAGUGACGUCGAUAAUAUGGAGAACGAAGCGGGAGAUAUAUCCGAUGCCGAUGCGGCAGACACUAAUGAACCAUCUGUUAACGUAUCGAUGGUCACAUCGACUGACGAUGGGAGUUUUGUAAAGGAUGGUGAAGUUCUUGGAACAGGAACUUCGAAAAAACCAAAGAAGAAGUCCCGUCAUGGUAAGAAAAAUAAUGUGACAACAAAGGAUAAUGUUGAUAGGAGCACAGUUCGAAGAGUCUAUUACACAGGGACUAAAUUUAAACAGUUCAGGAAGAGAGCACAAAGUUUUCCUUCAAUUUCAAAGUUUUUUCUACCUUAUAAAAGACCACGAAAGGAGGCUUUCAUUCCACCAACCAAAUUUUUGUUGGGUGGAAAUAUUUCUGAUCCACUGAAUUUGAAUAGUCUUCAAGAUGAAGACAUUAAUAGAGCUAUGAAUGCUGUUACUCCUGAAUCUUCACCAUUACCAACUCCACCAAGGCACAAAGCUAAAAUUGAUGUGAUAAUUCCUCCCAAUAUUCAAGAUCCCUUAAAUUUAAUGGAUCCUUUGGACAAUGAAGAAUAUGAAAAGAGAUUGGAAAUGCAGCAGAGGAAACCGAGGAAGAGGCCUAGGAUCAGACGUCGCACUACAGAUAAUAUAACACCGUCUAUAGAGGUUACUGUGGAAAAAGUAGAGAAAAUAAAAGCACCACCUCCACCAGAACCGUCAACAUCUAAAUCUAGAAAGAGAUCAUGCAGUGAGAGUGAGAAUGCAUCACAAAAAGGAAAGGACACAAAAAAAUUGAGACGUAUGGAUUCAUUAGAUAAAAUAGUCAGCCCAGUAGUGCCACAACCUGGAGCUUGGAUGCGUGCAAGGCCACAACAGCACCCAGUCCAACCAGAGCGGCGAACAUCGCCUCAUCGCACUAAACCUAAAAGCGAUAAUAAAACUGAGCAGAAAUUGCCUACAUUUCACCCAAAAAAUUCAAGAUAUCAAUAUGGAAAUUACGAUAGGUAUUAUGGUUAUCGCAACCUAAAUGCAAUGAUGGAUAUAAGACUGCAAGUCUUUGAGAUGCAUAGGCAUUUGUUUCAAAACAAAGACGUGCUGGAUGUUGGAUGUAAUGUUGGUCACAUAUCUAUAGCUGUGGGGCGUACCCUGGGUGCUAGAUCUGUUGUUGGCAUUGAUAUAGAUCCUGUGCUCAUUGGCAGGGCGAGAAAGAACCUUAAGGCAUUUAUACCAGUACCUCCAGAAGUACCAAAGAUAGAGGAAGAAAAGAAGCUAGAGGUGGAGCAUGACAAAAAGUCUGAAUGCAAGCAAUGUGAGGAGGAAAAGUGUAAUAUGUGCAUUUCUGUUGAUCAGAAAGAGGAUAAAGGGGAUGACUGUAAAAAGUCCCUAUCAGGAAGGAAAGUGAGGAAACCCAGAAAGAAUAGGAAAGCUGUGAACAAACAAGAUGGCCAAUGUUUUUUUCCAAUGUCAAUGUCAGUUUUAUAUGGGCCACUGGGUAGUACAUCAGCUGAAGUCUCACCACCCACUUUUCCUUAUAAUGUAACAUUCAAACAGGGCAAUUAUGUCCCGCGCGAGGAUGUAGCAAUAGGUUCAGGUAUGGAGAGUCCCCAAUUUGAUUUGAUCCUGUGCUUGUCUACAACCAAAUGGCUACAUCUAAAUUGGGGUGACGCUGGUUUAAAGCGUGCCUUUCGUCGCAUGUUUGCUGAUCUUCGCCCUGGUGGAAAAUUGGUCCUAGAAGCGCAGAAUUGGGCAAGUUAUAAAAAGAAGAAGCGUUUAACGCCGACAAUUUACGAAAACUUCAAUUCAAUCGAGCUGUUCCCGAAAAAGUUUCGCGAAUACCUGCUCUCGCCGGAGGUCGGCUUCAGCAAGUGCUGCAUACUGGGCGUGCCGCAGCACGCGAGCAAGGGCUUCCGGCGGCCGAUCCAGCUGUACGUGAAGGGCGACUUCACGCCGAGCAAGGCGAGCUGGUCGGACGCGUACGCGCCGUCGUCGCACCACAAGCCGGAGGCGGAGCCGCCGCGGCGGACCGUGUACGCGCCCGUUGCGCCCGCGUACCGGCCGAGCGACGACACGCCCUCCUGCGGCGCGGCCACGCCCUACUCGCCCAACCUGGACUGCUGCGCGGACGACUCGCCCUUCUACAACCCGCGCAGCGACACGUACGCGCCGUCGUACCAGCCGCCGCGGCCGACCGUGUACGCGACCAUCCCCUCGCCGCUGGGCAGCGCGUCGCCGGCCGCCUCCCCCGCCGCCUCGCCCGCCCCGCACGCCUCCCCCGCCCCCGACCAGAUGUCGGCGCGCGGCUUCCCCGCACCGGAGCGCCUCCACGACGAA